CUCUGCAAAAGAAAAAUAAAUAUAUAAAUAAACCACAAAAUCUAGUUUUCUUCCUUUUCCAAUUCCAAGAGAAAAAAUCACUGAAAAAAUCUCUCAGCAAUUCCAAAAUCGUUCUCGAUGUUUCCUCGUAUAAGCAACUCCGUAGUCGGGCUCCUGAACAGUAUCACUCUCCUCGCCGGUCUCGCAGCGAUCGCAUUCUCUCUCUACCUCCGAAUCCAUGGCGGAACUGACUGUCAGAGAGCGAUCCAGAACCCGCUUCUCAUCAUCGGAAUCUUCUUCGCCGUCGUCUCGCUGUUGGGAAUUAUCGGUUCUUGUUGCAGAAUCAAUGCCAUACUUUACAUCUACUUGACCGUCUUGUUCCUUCUCAUCCUUGGCCUCAUCGCCUUCACGCUUUUCGCUUUGAUGGUUACCAACAAAGGCAUUGGUCAGGCGGUUUCCGGUCGAGGUUAUAAGGAGUAUAAACUAGGCGAUUUCUCUCACUGGUUGCAGCAUUACGUGGUCAAUAACAAGAAUUGGGAUGAGAUCCAGAGUUGCCUCAUUGAUGCCCAAGUUUGCCGGAGUCUCGGCAAUGAUGUUCAUCAAACUCAAUCUGAUUUCUACAAGAAGAACUUGUCCCCAAUACAGUCGGGUUGUUGCAAGCCGCCGUCGUAUUGCGGAUUCGUGUACAAGAACGCAACGUUCUGGGAAGUGCCGAAAUCGGGGCCAGCGGUGAAGGACAGUGACUGCACAACAUGGAGCAAUGAGCAGGAGAAGUUGUGCUACAAUUGCAAGUCAUGCAAGGCAGGGAUGCUUUCCAAUAUUCGGAGAGAAUGGAGGCAUUUUGCCAUUUUCAAUUGCUGUGUGAUCGUUCUUAUUACCAUUAUCUACUGUGUUGGAUGCUGUGCUACCAGCAACAACAGAAGAUCCAAGUAUGAUAACUAUGGAGGCCGUCCUUAGAGCCCUUUAUUACUUUUCCUCUUCGUAUUUUUAAGGAAUUUGAUUAUUUUAGGGUUUUUAGAGUUUUAAUUCCAAUUUGGAGUUGUUUAUAUUAAUUUUAUUCUUUUAUUUGUUAAUACAUAUCUGAA
Molecule: messenger RNA, 1064 nt
Organism: Ziziphus jujuba (common jujube)
Lineage: Eukaryota; Viridiplantae; Streptophyta; Magnoliopsida; Rosales; Rhamnaceae
Product: tetraspanin-11
Exons: 2
Coding region: 118-936 (272 amino acids)
Biological process (GO): auxin-activated signaling pathway
Cellular component (GO): plasmodesma; plasma membrane
Source: RefSeq, a predicted model, not a curated record